Molecule: messenger RNA, 6572 nt
Organism: Dendrobium catenatum
Lineage: Eukaryota; Viridiplantae; Streptophyta; Magnoliopsida; Asparagales; Orchidaceae
Product: homeobox-DDT domain protein RLT2
Exons: 19
Coding region: 541-6093 (1850 amino acids)
Biological process (GO): regulation of transcription by RNA polymerase II
Molecular function (GO): DNA binding
Source: RefSeq, a predicted model, not a curated record
UUUAGAAGAAAUACUUUUUUUUGGUAGAGGCGGAAAAAGCGAAAAUUAUCGAGUCCACAAUAUCAUCAUAAACGUGUUUUUUCUCCACCUGCAAAAAAACGAUGGAAGCGAUCCACUGCGCUUAUCUGUCGGAUUAUUCUAUCUUUAAACCAACCCAAUACGAGAUCAAUCAAAUUCCUUGCAAUUUUUUUUUUCCAAUUCUUAUUUUUAUUAUUACCUUCUUCUAUUCAAUACAGCUACGCUCUCUCUCCGCUUCUCUUUCUGCCUCUUUUUCUCAAUCUUUAUUUGGUGGUGUUUUUGUUCUCCUCAUCGCGUUCUUCCUUGACAAAUCCCACCGCACAUCUCGUCUUCUGUUGGGGUUUUCUUUUUUCAUUGCUUGGUUCGUUUCUUCUCCACGCAAGAUACCAAAUUCCUCUUUUCCGCAUCCACGGGGCGGUAUAAAUUAAUGCGUCAAGUAAUUCGCUCCAUCCAGUUUUACCGUAAAAGAAACCCUAAUCGCUAGUUCGAGUUCCAGAUCUAGGGUUUCGGCCAAUUCGGCCAAUGAUGGAGAUCGCCGAUAGCGGGGAUGGAAAUCCACCGCCGGAAGGCUGGAAGAAGCUUCCCGAGGGUGGCGAGGACAAGCCGCCUAAGCGUAAGAUGAAGAGUCCCUACCAGUUAGAGAUCCUUGAGAAGACUUAUGCCGUGGAGACUUACCCGUCGGAGACGGUGAGGGCGGAGCUGUCGGCAAAGACUGGGCUUUCCGAUCGGCAGCUUCAGAUGUGGUUUUGCCACCGGAGGCUUAAGGACCGGAAGUUUGCCCCAGGGAAGAAGGCAAAGAAGGUGGAGGAGCCUCUGUCGCCUCCGCCAUCAGGGAGGGAGAUGAUUGCACCGCCUGGGAAAUCAUCUAUCUGCCCUAGUUCAAUCCCCUUUCCUGUAGGCAGCGGGGAACUGAGAAAGGCCGUUGCAAGGGUGUCACCGGGGGUCUCUAGAAUUGGGGCUGAGGUUUCAUUAGGUAAGAGGUACUAUGAACAGCCUAUCCUGGUUCCGCAACCGCGACAACUAUCAGUUUUGGAGCUCCGAAUCAUUGCGUCGGUAGAGGGACAGCUCGGGGAGCCACUUAGGGAUGAUGGCCCAAUUCUUGGUGUCGAGUUUGAUCCGUUGCCCCCGGGAGCAUUUGGUGCGCCUAUUGAAUCUGAGACGCCUGCUCAUUCAACUCAUGUACAUGCUUCAAGUCUUCAAUUUUUGGAUAGACUCGAGAGUUCAGGACUGUCAACCCAGGGAAAGCAACUCGUUCGAUCUUAUGAUGGGAAGUCAAUGAAGACUUCAGCAUUCUUGCCUAGCAUGGACCAGUCCUUUUUGCCUAGUUCAUUAACUGGGAAAAGAAAAAUCGCAGGCAGUGGGGUUCAUGCAGUUCAUCCACAGGUGCCUCCCAGGACGCUUCAGGAGUAUCAGUUCCUUCCAGAGCAGCCAAGCAUCCGAUCUGAGUCAUAUGAAAGGGUGCCCCAAUCUCAUUUUUAUGACUCUCCUGUUGCUGCUCCAAGUUCUCGAAUGCCAUCUUUACCUGCAGGAAGCCAAUAUCUGCAUGGAAAUGAUCAUGUUGCACCUACUUACACUUUCCAAGGUCACAUUUCAAGCUCUGGCCUUCUAUCACAACAAGCUAGGGAGCAGCUUUAUACAAAUGAAUAUGACACUGCUCCGCAUGGAAGUCCUUUUGGAAAUAGCACAGCUGAUCCUCAAUUUGGCAUCCACCAAUCCUUGGGGCUGGAAGACCCAUUUUCAUCAUCUGAGAGGAGGAUCAUCCGAGAAGAAGAUUCAUGUCGAACUGAUAGAAAACGCAAGAGUGAAGAAGCAAGGAUUGCAAAGGAAGUUGAAGCACAUGAGAAAAGGAUUAGGAAAGAGCUGGAAAAGCAGGAUAGCCUUAGAAGAAAGAGAGAAGAGCUUAUGCGAAGAGAAAUGGAGAGACUUGAUCGUGAUAGAAGAAAGGAAGAAGAGAGAAUGUUGCGGGAAAAGCAGCGUGAGGAGGAGAGGUUUUUGAGGGAGCAAAGGCGUGAGACUGAGCGUAGGGAGAAGAUCUUACUUAAAGAAAGUCGCCGGGCAGAGAAGCUUAGGCGGAAAGAAGAAUUGCGAAAGGAAAAGGAAGCAGCAAGACUCAAGGCUGCUAAUGAGAGAGCUACUGCUCGCAGGAUUGCCAAGGAGUCUAUGGAGUUGAUUGAAGAUGAACGCUUAGAAUUGAUGGAGCUAGCAGCAUCUAGGAAAGGCUUAGCUUCAAUAGUUUCAUUGGAUGGUGAAACUCUUGAGCAACUUGAUUCUUUUAGAGGAUUGUUGAAUACAUUUCCUCCAAAGUCAGUUAAAUUGAAAAAGCCCUUUUCAGUUCAACCUUGGAUUGACUCUGAGGAGAAUGUGGGAAAUUUUCUUAUGGCUUGGAAGUUUUUAAUUACAUUUGCUGAUACCCUUGGACUUUGGCCAUUCACCCUGGAUGAGUUUCUUCAAUCCCUUCAUGAUUAUGAUUCACGGUUGUUGGGAGAAAUACAUGUUGCAUUGCUUAAAUCUGUUAUUAAAGAUAUUGAGGAAUUUUCAAGGACUCCAGCUGUUGCACCAGGAGUUAAUCAAAAUAGUGUUGCUAAUCCUGGUGGAGGUCAUCCACAUAUUGUUGAGGGGGCCUAUGCUUGGGGUUUCAAUAUCUGCAGUUGGCAGCAACACUUGAAUUACUUUACAUGGCCUGAAAUAUUACGACAGUUUGCUCUUUCGGCUGGUUUCGGUCCUCAAUUGAAGAAAAGAAAUGUUGAACGGACAUAUUUCCGCGAUGGCCAUGAGGGUAAUGAUGGGGAGGAUGUUAUAUCAACUUUACGGAAUGGUGCAGCUGCUGAAAAUGCUGUUGCUUUGAUGCAAGUAAGAGGAUACAAUCACAGGCGUAGGCCUCGCCACCGGUUGACCCCUGGGACUGUCAAAUUUGCAGCAUUUUAUGUUCUUUCCCUUGAAGGAAGCAAAGGCUUAACAAUACUAGAAGUUGCAGAGAAGAUUCAGAAAUCUGGAUUGAGAGACCUUACAACCAGCAAAACUCCAGAGGCAUCCAUAGCUGCAGCAUUGUCACGGGAUACAAAGCUUUUUGAAAGAACUGCUCCUUCAACUUACUGCGUACGCACUGCAUUCAGAAAAAAUCCUGUUGAUGCUGAAGCAGUACUUGCAGCUGCCAGGGAAAAAAUACAAAUAUUUCAGUGUGGGCUUUCAGACUCUGAUGAAGUUGAGAAAGAUGCAGAAGAUGUGGAUGAUGGUGAAAGGGAUGAAGAUUCUGAAUUUGAGGGUGCUGAUGAUCCUGAGGUUGAUGAUUGCAGUGUGGAAGUAAAGAUGAACAAGGAUUUGCCUUGUAUGACUAAAUUAAAAGGAGUUGUACCAUCAAAUUCCGUGAAUAAUAAAAAGAAGGAAAUUCUCUGUGAUGGUAUUGUGCUAACGCCACCCUGCAGUUUAAGAAAUUCUGAUAAAGAUUUUCAAGUGGAUACUCUAGUACAUUCCAACCAAGCAUCCAUUUCAGGCGCCAUUAAAUCAACUGAGAUCAGUUCAAACUGCAAUGGAGGGCGGAAUACUAAUAUGGAAGAUGCAGAAAUUGAUGAAAGCAACUUGGGUGAUCCAUGGGUUCAGGGUCUAACAGAAGGUGAUUAUACUGAUCUAAGUGUUGAGGAGCGCCUUAAUGCAUUGGUCGCUUUAAUUGGUGUGGCUAUUGAGGGAAACUCAAUACGUGUAAUUCUGGAGGAACGCUUAGAAGCAGCAACUGCUCUUAAGAAGCAGAUGUGGGCUGAAGCACAACUUGACAAAAGGCGGUAUAAAGAAGAAUAUUUGAACAAAUCACAGUAUUCUUCUUUCUUGAAUUGCAAGCCUGAGUCUACCCAAGUAAUCGUUGGUACAGAAGGAAGUCAGACUCCUCUGCAACUUCCUUAUACCAAGGAAAGUGAUGGAAACCUAGAAUUUCUCAGCAAUGAUCAAUUUCCUGAUGUAAGUAAUCUUAAUAAUAUUCAUAAUAUGUCAACUGAGAGGCAUGUAUUAGGACAAGAACUUUCCACAAAUCCCGACUCCUUUCCACUUCAACAUUAUGGGCAUGCUGCAGAGAAGCCACGCUUUCAGUUAAAGUCAUAUAUUGGUCAUAAGGCAGAACAACUUUACGUGUAUAGGUCUUUACCACUAGGUCAAGAUCGCAGGCGUAACAGAUACUGGCUAUUUUCGACUUCUACAUCUCCCAAUGAUCCUGGCUCUGGAAGAAUCUUUUUUGAGUCUAAAGAUGGUUUCUGGAGGUUAAUUGAUUCAGAGGAGACUUUUGAUACUCUUUUGGCUGCUCUUGAUACACGUGGGAUAAGGGAAUCGCAUCUGCAUUCUAUGUUGCAAAGAAUUGAGACAACCUUCAAAGAAGCCCUGACAAGGCAUAAAAAACAUUUCCCUUCAACAAACACAAAUGAAUUUCUUUUUAAUGGAGGGUCCAAUGAAUUGAUUCCUAGUCCAGAUUGUUAUGCUGAGCACGAUAGUCCUAGUAGUGUACACAGUGGUGUGACCUCUGACACCAUAGAGUACUCCAAAUCUUUCAGGGUUGAUUUGGGGCGGAGUAAGAUGGAGAGAAAUUCAGCACUAAAGAGAUACCGGGUUUUCAUUAAAUGGAUGUGGAAAGAAUGUUACAACUCUCUUGUUUUAUGUGCCAUGAGGUAUGGUAAGAAAAGAUGUUCAGAGCUACUGCAAACAUGCCACAUUUGUUAUCAGUCUUACUUCAUGGAAGAAAGGCACUGUACCUCUUGCCACAGAAUGUUCAAAUCCAUCCAUAAGGGUGAUGCUAUGUUUGCAGAGCAUAUUGCUAUUUGUAUAACAAAAAGGAAAACAGACAAAGAAUCCGAAAGCCAAAUACUUGAUUCCUCACUUCCUAUGGGUGUCCGUUUACUAAAGGCACAAUUGUCCUUGAUUGAGGUUUCUAUUCCUGCAGAGGCUCUUCAGCCUUUCUGGACAGAGGGUUAUCGAAAGUCAUGGGGUGUCAAGCUAAAUUCGGCAUCAUCUGCUGAUGAUUUUCUUCAGCUUUUGACACUAUUAGAGGGUGCAAUAAAGAGAGACCACUUAUCAUCAAAUUUUGAAACAACAAAUGAACUGUUAAGUUCAGCUAAAGCUUCUUCUGCAGCUAAUAACACAUUAAUUUCGGGAUCUGUACCUGUACUUCCAUGGAUACCUGAUACUACUUCAGCUGUUGCAUUAAGACUUAUGGAGCUUGAUGCAUCAAUUUCUUAUAUGCCUCAACAAAAGUCAAUGUCUCAGAAAGAAGGGAAUUCUCAAGAUUUCUUUAAGCCUUCAAGGUUUACAAUUGUCAAGAACCUUCAUGAGUUUGAACCGGCAGGAACUCCAUUGCAACUUGAUUAUCAGAGAGAAGGGAGGUGGCUUGAUUCUGGCAGUGGUCGUAGAGGUCGUGGGAGAGGUGGCAGAGGUGGUCGUGUUGGACGGGGUAGGGGUAGAGGUGGUAGGGGAACAAGAGCAAGUGCUAUUGUUUCCAGAGCAGAGUUCAAUAUAGAGAACAUCAAUAGUCUGGACAAGACACGAAAGUACAGUAGAAGAGGGCGGACCCGUGGACGAGGUCGUAGACGUGGACGGCGAUCAGUUAGGCCCCGUCAAAGGUCUGUAAACCAGGCACCAACUUCCAGGGCAGCUUUUUUUCAUGGCUUUGGUGAUGUUGGUGCUUGCAGUAAAGAAGAAAGUGCUGAAGAGUCUCUGAGAAGCUCAGGCGGUGAUGAGUGGGGUAUAGAAGCUCGAACUUAUAACAAGCAAGAUGAAAACAGUGCUGGUUCCCAAUCUGAUGAUGAUAAUGAGCAAGCUUCAGGAGAUGAGUAUGAUGAUCAGGUCACAGAAUACAGUACACGCUACAAUCAACCCAGUCCUAUGGGAAUUAUGGAUGAUGAAAGUGAAGACGAGGAAGUGGAUGAGGAUGUAGGUGAAGAAGAAGAUUAUGGUGACCAAGCUACACUUGAAGACAUGGACGGUGAUGUUGAUGAGGAAGAUGAAGAGAUGGGUGAUGAUGACGAAAUGACUGAUGCUGACGAUGGUAAUGGGGAUGAAGAUGAAGGUCCAUCGUCAUUCUCUUCAGGUUAUAGUGAUUAGGAGGAAGUCAAUGGUGCAAGACAUUAUUCUUUUGGUUUUUGUUUCUUCUUGCUGCCAUUUUCAGUUAUAGAAGAAAUUGGCUCUCUGGUGGCAUAGAAAAAUUGCCACUGUGACAGGUCGAGGCUUGUUUUUGAAUAUAAGAACAAAAGUUGGAUGGGAGUACGUUUUAUCAACUAGAGAGCCACAAAAGUCGGUGAGAAGGCGUUCUCCUUAGUAGAGCUUUCCACAAUUUCCUGCACUGCAAUGCAAGAAGAAUGCUGCCUACGAAGUAAUGCAGGAAUUUUGUUAUCAACACUAAAUUGUUUAGGUGCAACUGCAAUAUCUCAAAUUGUUGAUGUAUUUAAUGUUAGAAAAUCUAAUUUGUAUCUUCUUUCUCAUGACAUCAACUUUUGGAAUGAUUUAUAUUAACCGACAAAAUUUUAUAAUAGAAAUGCUAUUGGAGUUAAAUCUGUGGUGAUUUCAUCCAAUAUAUUAAUGUA